AUGUUCGCCGUGUCAGAAAGGGCACGAGAUGAUGUGCCUGUCAGUAGAUUAGGUCAAUGGAUCAAGGAGAAGAUUGAUGAUGGAUUGAUCAGUUUUCCUACACUCAGUAUACAAGUAUUACCUCAUUCGUUAUCAUCAGCAUUCAAGGAUCCUGUUGUGCGAGUAAGCGGUCGCGUUGGUGAUGAGCGUCUUCUUUUACAAGCAUGUGAACGUCUUCGAGAUCUUAUAUUUGUUCCAGAAGUUGCGGAAAAGGUAUCUUUUUCGACACAUAUGGAAGUACCAGCUGCCCAGCGUUCACAGCUUGUAGGGACGCCAGAUGGAGCACAACUGCUGGUAAUAUCGCGGGUGACGAAAGCGUUGCUUCAUUUCCCCUCGCAUUCGGACGAAGCAUCUCAAACAUUAUUCUUUUAUUUUACGGGACAGCCCGAGUCCAUACUCAGAGCCCGCAGAUAUGUUCAGGGUUUGCUACCGAUGCAACUUUGUUUCCACGCCGGAAGCGAAGACCUCCGUGCUCGUAUUGAUCCUGAGAAUCGCCUCAUAAAAUUUUACGAUGAAGUUCUUCGUGUCUCUGUUCGUGUUGUUCCUUCUGAUCUCGAGUCACUCUCGCUGUUGCCGGGUGAUCAGAUGAGGCAUUUUAUCUCACUGCGAAGCAGCGAGUACAAUGUUGGUGCAUUGUAUGCUGUCAUGCGACGGGUCCUCAAACGUGGUGAUGACAUUCCCAUGGUGAAGCCGACGGACUAUGCGGAAAUGUUGCCGCUGAUCCCUGAUCUCAUCAAGCAUGCUUGCGAAGUAAAUGUAAAGUGUCGGCUGGAACCGAGUAUAUUCGACAUAACUACCUUAUCACCUCUGCUAGCACCAACUAUCUUGUUGCAUCCUGCAAAUUCAUCGCUGUCUUUGUCAACAGAAGCAGCCGAUCAGUCGCUAGAUGCGGACUUCCUUGCUUCGUCAGAAAACGCUAUGCUGUCACAGUGCAGAGAGCCUUUCGCACCUUUCACUCGUUCGUGUUUGGACAAUUCCUUCGAUACAACCUCUUCUGCCCAUUCAUCCAGGAAUGAAAAUGAAGUGACUGCACGUGGUGGAGCCUCAGCAGUGAGCAGAAGUCGGCAUUCUUCUCCAAAACAUUAUUUUUCGAACAAGCAUUUCGGCCGCCAUAGUGGUUUGGACAAAGAAGGCUUCCCACGUGAGAAAGUUGAGCAGUUUUCAGGCCCUUACAUCACUUACAGUCGUAGGAAUUAUCAUGGUGAAGGGAGGGGAGCCUCAUUUCGUGGUUCUCGUUUUGCGGCGCCAAAUCCCUCUCAUCCUUCCAUGAAGCACCAUCUUGCUUUGCGCAGUCGUGAUGGAGAAGCUGGCAGAGGUGACGAUAGUCGCUAUCAGCGUUCGGAAUUGGAGCUAGAUCAGUCCCGCUUAGCUGCAGAUGAUUUCGGCCAUCGAAAAGAACUACAGCUUCAUCAUGUUGCUGAGCGUAUCAGUCACAGGUGCGCCUUAAAACCUUUAAUGACAUUUGCUGACACCGGCUGUUUUAUAGCGCUUCUGACCGCCGUAUCGCUUCCGAAUGGCGUGGAAAACAGGCGUCAGAUAGCUUCCAAGAUUGAACUGCAGCAUCGGGUCAAAGAGGAGAUUGCUGAUGAUGAUAAGGAAAACACUCAUCACACUUCUAGCAGA
Messenger RNA from Cylicostephanus goldi, 1662 nucleotides. The record is from the annotation of a GenBank genome assembly. Lineage: Eukaryota; Metazoa; Nematoda; Chromadorea; Rhabditida; Strongylidae.